Sodiomyces alkalinus F11 is the source of this 2215-nucleotide messenger RNA. RefSeq names its product putative ribosome biogenesis GTPase Lsg1. Gene Ontology annotation, cellular component: cytosol. The record is from RefSeq and is a predicted model, not a curated record. Gene Ontology annotation, molecular function: GTPase activity; GTP binding. The coding region runs from base 102 to 2087 and encodes 661 amino acids. Gene Ontology annotation, biological process: ribosomal subunit export from nucleus. NCBI's taxonomy places the organism in Eukaryota, Fungi, Ascomycota, Sordariomycetes, Glomerellales, Plectosphaerellaceae. The transcript is spliced from 3 exons.
AACGAUCAACAUAACCCCAAGGCGACGGAUCCUUCUUCAUCUUCUCGUCGUCCCAACCAUUCCCGAUCGACGAGAGAAGACACAUAGGAGUUUCAGCAAAAAUGGUCCAGCCAAAGUCAAAGAAGUCGGUGGGGUUGGGGAACACCCUUAUGAAUGACCGUUUCGGGAAAGGAAAAGGAGCGGAUAGGAAGAAAGCAACUGCCAUCGCGCGAGUCAAUCACAAUACUGGAGAGGAGUAUCUCACGAACGAAAAAAAGGAGGCAUCAUGGGUCAAGAUGCGCUCCGUCACCGAGCAGGGCGCCCUGGAUGAGUUCCUGUCGACCGCAGAGCUGGCGGGAACAGACUUCACCGCCGAGAAGAUGAACAACAUCAAGAUCAUUCAUACCGACCAGAAGAAUCCCUAUCUACUAUCCGCGGCUGAAGAGCGUGCGGUUGCCGGUAAACAUCGAGCACACAAGGGACGGCUGACGGUUCCAAGGAGGCCGGAGUGGGAUGCCUCGACCUCACCCGAGCAACUCGAUGUUCUCGAGAGGGAGAGUUUCAUCAACUGGAGGAGAGGUCUUGCCGAGCUGCAGGAGAACAAUGAUCUUCUGAUGACUCCCUUUGAGCGAAACAUUGAGGUUUGGAGACAGCUAUGGCGUGUCAUCGAGAGAUCGGAUCUCGUGGUUCAGAUCGUCGAUGCUCGAAAUCCGCUCCUCUUCAGAUCAGAAGAUCUCGGGGAUUAUGUUAAGGCGGUUGAUCCGAAGAAAGAGAACCUCUUGCUCAUCAACAAAGCCGAUAUGAUGACAUACUCGCAGCGUCUGGCUUGGGCGAGAUACCUGAAAGGAGCGGGCAUAGCGUACAAAUUCUUCUCUGCGAGCUUAGCGAAGGAGCUUCUGGAUGCGGAGGAAGAGGAUGAUCAUGACACACCGUCUGCUCCUGCUCAGCCUGGGAGCUCUCAGACGAGGCCCGAAGGAGUAUCAAGUGACGAGGAGGAAGAGGACGAGAGCGAAGGGGAGGGUUCGGCUGAUGAUGACGACGUUGAAGAUAAGAAGAAAAGCCCUGAGGCACCUUCAUCGCAGGUUGAAGUAACCGAGGACGACACGCAGAUCUUGACGGUGGAGGAAUUGGAGGAGAUCUUCCUUAGCCACGCUCCAAAGGAUGCAGGCGAAGAUCACAAGCUGCAGGUUGGCCUCGUGGGUUAUCCUAACGUUGGUAAAUCAUCGACUAUCAAUGCUCUCAUUGGUGCCAAGAAGGUGUCCGUCUCAGCGACGCCUGGAAAGACAAAACAUUUCCAGACCAUCCACUUAAGUGAGAAGGUCUUGCUAUGCGAUUGCCCGGGUUUGGUAUUUCCGAACUUUGCCAAUACGAAGGCCGACCUAGUGUGCAACGGUGUCUUGCCUAUCGACCAACUUCGGGAGUACACCGGUCCUGCAGGACUCGUGGCGCGAAGGAUACCCAAACAUUUUCUGGAGGCGAUCUACGGGAUCCACAUUCCCAUUCGACCGCUCGAAGAAGGGGGAACAGGCACCCCAACGGCCGAGGAACUUCUCAGGGCGUACGCCAAGGCCAGAGGGUUCCAGACGCAAGGUCUUGGGCAGCCAGAUGAGUCGAGGGCCGCUCGAUAUAUCCUGAAGGACUACGUGAGUGGCAAGUUGCUGUACUGCGAGCCACCACCAGGCGACAUCGAUCCUGAUAAGUUCAACGCCGAGCUCUAUGACGAACUUCACGUACCCGAGAAACGGCGCGCAGCGCUCGCCGCGUCCCUCGCGACCCUCUCCCUCGCUGCAGACGAAGCAUCGACCACAACAUCGGACUUCGUCCCUCUACCGGCAGGGCCCAAAUCCAAGCGACUUGACCGUGGCUUUUUUGCGGCAGCUGGUACUAGUACCGGCCACAUGAAGAUGCCCUUCAGUCAUAAAUACACCCAACAGGGCCAAGACCCCGAGAAGCAGCUGAGCGGCAGGAAGAGGCGGGAGCUAAUAGCCAUUCAGAACGGAAUGGACCCUAAGGAUGUGCAGUUAACGGCAGGCAAGAAGCACUUCAAGGCAGGGCCAAGGAACGGGAAAGGAAAGAAGCAUAGGAACAAGCUAGACGACGAUGAAUAGUGAAUUGGAUCUCUGCAGGGUUAGCAAAUAUAUUUCGGCACACAUGGAGCUGGUGAAGACGGGCUUUCGCAUCGAGCGAGCCAGCCGUGCUUGUCCCGUUAUGAAUAUUGAGGCUUACCGAUUCUGUC